AAAAAUUAAAUAAAAAAUUUCGUUUUCGUGCACAACGCAUAGCACAAGUUCCUUCACCUUCCUCCUCGCAGUGGUGAACCAGAACCCAAAAUUUCAAAAAAAAAAAACCGAAUAAUUUAUCAAAUGGAUUCCAAUAACCCUUACGAGAUCGUCGACGAAGACGAUGAGGGAUUGGAUUGGGAAGCAGUUGCAAUAGCAGCCGAUGCCGCUUGCCAAAUGAAUAGUGAAGCAAAAUCAAAUGGAAAUGAAGCGGAAAAGGUUUAUCAAAAGGGGAAGGAAAAGGGAAAACAAUCCACUCUUGAUAAUUUCGUUCGAAUAUCGAAAAAGGGAACUGAAACGAUUCAUUGUGAAGAAAAUGAUGUUGAAGAAUCUACGUGCACUCAUCUCAUUGAUACUGAAGCAGCCAAAACUUGGAUAUACCCAGUUAAUGUUCCUCUCCGUGACUAUCAAUUCCAUAUUACUCAGACUGCACUCUUUCAAAACACAUUGGUCGCUUUGCCAACAGGACUUGGCAAAACUCUCAUUGCCGCUGUUGUCAUGUUUAACUACUUUAGAUGGUUUCCUGAAGGGAAAAUAGUAUUUGCUGCUCCUUCUCGACCACUUGUCAUGCAACAGAUAGAAGCAUGCCAUAACAUUGUGGGGAUACCUCAAGAAUGGGCAGUUGAUAUGACUGGUCAGUUAAGUCCUCCCAAAAGAGCUCGUUUGUGGAAAACAAAGCGAGUUUUCUUUGUCACUCCACAAGUUUUGGAAAAAGACAUUCAAUCGGGUAAAUGUUUGGUGAAGUACUUGGUAUGUUUGGUGAUUGAUGAAGCUCACAGAGCAAUGGGAAAUUACUCUUAUUGCGAAGCAGUUCGUGAGUUAAUGGCUGUACCGGUGCAACUAAGAAUAUUAGCAUUAACUGCAACACCAGGAUCAAAGCAGCAGACCGUCCAGGAUGUUAUUAAUAAUUUGCAUAUCUCCAAGCUCGAACAUCGCAGUGAAACUGACCAUGACGUUAUUUCAUAUGUUCACGACAGGAAGUUAGAGUUGAUACAGGUUGCAAUGGGCCAAGAUGCUGUAGAAAUAAACGAUAAGUUUUUGGAAGUGAUACGCCCUAUUGUAGCCAGGCUUACUAAAAUUGGGGCCAUUCAGAAUAGAGAUUAUCGUACUUUGAGCCCUUGUGUAUUACUUGAAAUGAGGGAAAAGUUUCGUCAGGGGCACAUGCAAGAUCUUUCACAUAUCAACUCUGGAGACGUUGAAGGGUAUUUUGGAGUUCUUAUUACUCUUUAUUACAUCCAUAAACUGCUUUCAAGUCACGGAAUAAGGCCAGCAUAUGAGAUGCUUGAAAGAAAAUUGAAGCAAGGGUUUUUUGCAAAAUAUAUGAGUAAAAAUGAAGAUAUUCUGAAAGCAAGGCAACUAAUGCAGCAAAGCUUGUCUCAUGGAGCAUCGAGUCCCAAGUUGUCCAAAAUGCUAGAAGUAUUACUGGAGCAUUUCAAAACCAAUGAUCCACAAAACUCCAGGGUGAUUAUUUUCUCCAAUUACAGAGAAAGUGUCAGGGACAUAAUGGUUGCACUUGGAGGUACUGGGGAUCAAGUUAGAGCUACCGAGUUUAUUGGUCAAAGUUCAGGGAAAGCAAUGAAAGGCCAGUCCCAGAAAGUUCAACAGGCUGUGCUUAAGAAAUUUCGGUCCGGUGCCUACAAUGUCAUUGUUGCUACAUCAAUUGGUGAAGAAGGUCUUGAUAUCAUGGAAGUUGAUCUAGUCAUAUCUUUUGAUGCUAAUAUUUCACCACUUAGAAUGAUUCAGCGUAUGGGGAGAACUGGAAGAAAGCAUGAUGGACGAGUUGUAGUUUUAGCUUGUGAAGGGGCAGAGAUGAAAGGCUACUUGAAAAAAAAGGCAAAGAGCAAGACUAUAAGUAAACACAUGCGAAAUGGGGGCGUAAAUAGCUUUGAUUUUCAUCCCAGUCCAAGGAUGAUUCCCCACGCCCUUAAACCAGAAGUUCAAUAUGUUGAACUGUCUAUUGAGAAAUUUAUUCCUCGUCAAAAGAAUGUGAUAGAAGACCAUCUUCAAAUUUCUGCAUCGAAAGACAAACUCACUCUUGAUGAAAUUGGUUUACUUGAAAAUUAUUUUCCCUCUACCGGUGAAAAUAAAUGUAGACUGUCUCUUAUCGCCUUCCCUCACUUUCAGACAUUUCCUUCUAGAGUUCAUAAAGUGAAGCAUUCCUAUGGAUCGUUGAUGCUUAUAGACACGAUGCAGCGUUUGCAAGGACUGCCUACAUGUCCAGGAGAUAGCGAAAAUUCUUCCCUUCAGGAAAGGCGGUGUUUAGAAAAUAGUAAACCCGUUGUCAUUAUUGAUCUUGAUGAAGCUAAAAACGAUAAUGAAUUAUGCUCUAGGGAUGCAAUGGGAAGGAAUGUAGAUUCUGUAAAUUCUCUGGAGCUUGAUUCUGGUGACAUGGGUAAGCAUCAAGAGGAAACAUGUGAUGUUAAUGAGACAAUUCCUGAGACUCCAGAUGCCAAGAGAACUUUGUCAAAUGAAGGAGCUAAUGCCACUGAAACAGCAAAUCCUAUUGAGCAGUUUUCUUCAUUGGCUGUAGAUGCUUGUGAUACCGACAUGAGAGAUGAAGAACUUAGCCCCCGUUUAACUAAUUUGAUUAUAAGUGGUGUUGUUCCUGAGUCUCCCAUUGAUGAAAGAGGGCAAUCAAGAAACAGGUUUGUCAUUCGAGGUUGUAUUUCACCUGUUCAUCUCCAGGAAGAACAGGAUGUUCCCUCAUUAAGUUGUAGGGAAACUGAAAAAGUCAUUGUUGAUAGUAGCGCUGGUAAGAAUGUAUGUACUUCUGUUAAUGAAACCCAAACCCCUUUGCUCGAGUUGAAGAAUUGUGCAAUUAGAAGAGGACGUGUCUUUGUUUCUCAAAUUGAGGAAGGGCGUAUACAAAAUGUUGACCCAAGCUUCAGCGAAGAAUCACAUCCAGGUUGUGGUGAAAGAUCUGUAACCAUUAAACCUGCUCGCAAAUUUAAAAGGUUGAGGAAAGUUGAAGAUACUGAAAGUAACAUGAAUCAGAAAAAGAAUAAUAUUUUUGAUUCAACAGAGAACGUUUCCAAACCAUCACCUGCCUCCAACCCCAAACGAUAUAAGCAUGGCCAAGGUAUAAGGAAACCAGUAAAUGUGAGAGACUUCAUUGAGGAGGAAGCCGAGGUAUCUUCAGAUGCCUCUGUAUCUAAUGAUGAAGAUGUUGAGGAUGGCAAUUCUUGUGACAGUUUCAUAGAUGACCGAAUCAAUGCUACAGCAGCCAGUCAGCCUGAAGCUAGUAGAAUAGACAUGAUGGCAAUUUACAGGCGUUCGUUGCUCAGUCAAACACCUAUUAGUGGAGGACCAAAGUUUUCCACUACCUUCAGUCCUGACAAUGUGACUAUGACAGCCAGUAUUGGUGAAAGUGGUAAUUCAUCAGGCAAGACAGCGAGUCGUUUCCAGACAGGACAGACCAGUCAUUCAGCUAAUCGAACUUCAGAAUCAGUAUGUCUGGACCAGAUGACCUCAGAAGCAGUGCCUUCGACCAGUUUUCCAACAGAGACAGAUAUAAGAAGCCGUAAAAGAAGAUUGGCAUUUCAUCAUUCUGGACAUUUUCCAAGUAUGAAUCUUGAACCUGAAUUUGCACUUCAAUCAAAGAAAGAAUCAGUGAAUGGCAAUGCAACUAUAGAUGUUCUAUGUGAUGAUCAAUUUUAUAAUGAUAUUGAUCUUGAUGAGUUGGAGGCGCAAGCAACUUCGAUUCUGAAAUGGAAAUUAGAUUUGUCAAUUCCGAAACAAGAUAUAAACCCUCAAUCUCAUGAACCGAACCUUGAUGUUAGUAUGUCUCCAUCAUUCGACCUUGGUAUAUGAUAAGCAGCACAUAAGCACUCAUGGGGUUGGAUACUUGCACAUUUUGGAAAUUAGUUAAUGUUAACCAUCAGUUAAUUGUUCUUGUCUUUAUCUUUAUCGUAUAUAUGUAUUUAUACUACUUACAACACAAGAGAGUACUACCGUUAUUGGCAUUUUUACCUGUAAAAUGCACGAAAUAUAUGUUAUGUCA
Molecule: messenger RNA, 4039 nt
Organism: Trifolium pratense (red clover)
Lineage: Eukaryota; Viridiplantae; Streptophyta; Magnoliopsida; Fabales; Fabaceae
Product: DEAD-box ATP-dependent RNA helicase FANCM
Exons: 24
Coding region: 124-3849 (1241 amino acids)
Biological process (GO): interstrand cross-link repair; replication fork reversal; double-strand break repair via synthesis-dependent strand annealing
Molecular function (GO): 3'-5' DNA helicase activity; four-way junction DNA binding; four-way junction helicase activity
Source: RefSeq, a predicted model, not a curated record